AUGAUGCGCGUAGGCUCCUGGUUGUACGGCAAGAAGGCCAAUGCCUCCACGCAGUCGCUGGACUCGCUGGCCGAAUUAAAAGACUCGGCCACUUUCAUCCUCAAUGACGAUGUCGACGGCGCCGAGAAUGGCCUCGCAAAGGGCACAUCAACCUUCCACAAUUUGGGAAAAGGCGUGGUAGCAUUUGUGCGCGCGACUUUGGGAUUCGAGCAAGAGAUCAUGCGACAAGCGUCCGAGCGGCUUUAUGAGGCUGAGACGUCCGCCGCCAGCGAACAACACCGAGCGCAACAUAAUUCCCAUGCGCCCCAUGCUUUCCGAUCGGAGAUCUAUGCGCCGGGAACGGAAUAUGCACUAUGCCAGGCUAUUGCGCAACUGAUGAGCGCCGUGGUCGGGGUGCUCAACGAGAGCUUGACUGAAAGUAUCAAGGCUUUCUACCGCCUGCGCAAGGCGUACAUCGCAUUGGACGCCAUAUUGAAGAUGGAAGAGAAGUUCAUGGAGUUGAGAGACCCCAGUCGCGAGCUUCUGACCAGCUCAAGUGAUCUUUCAAAGAUCGGACCGAGCCGAUUGAACACCUCCAAUAUCUUCCAGAACGAGAUCGACGUCUUUGUGCACUCGGGCGCCAACUUCUGUUUCGGCAUCCUCCUCCUGCUCAUCUCCAUGGUUCCGCCCGCGUUUAGCAAACUGCUUUCAAUCAUUGGCUUCCGCGGUGACAAGCAACGGGGUCUACGCAUGCUCUGGCAAGCCAGUAAGUUUCACAACCUGAUCGGUGCCAUGGCUGCAUUGGCGCUAUUAGGCUACUACAACGGGUUUGUCCGUUAUUGUGAUAUCAUGCCCGAUCCGACUUCUGGCGAGGAUGACGUUGAGGGAUACCCGCAGGAGAGACUGGCUACGUUGUUGGCUGAGAUGCGGUCCCGAUUCCCCAAUUCUCGACUCUGGCUGGCAGAGGAAUCCCGGAUGAGGGGCGCCAAUAAGGAUUUGGAGGGUGCUUUGGAAAUACUCUCAUCCAGUAACAAGAGUCCGCUCAAGCAGGUUGAGGCUCUCUGCACGUUUGAGAAAAGUCUCAACGCCUUAUUCCUGCACAAAUACGACGUGUGCUGUGAUGCGUUCAUCGAGCCUGUCACGUCGCACUUUACCGCCGAUGCAUUGUCGCAGAUCCUAAAGCAAGCCGAAAAGCAUGCCGCGACCGCCGCCGAGUAUAUCCGCAAGGCCCCUUCACAUGCGGGCAAGAAGAAGUUUAUGGCGCGCCAACUGCCCUUUGACGUUUUCGUGACUCGCAAAAUCGCCAAGUGGGAAGCUCGUGCCAAGGCCUGGAAUGUUCCUCUGGUGAACGCGAUUGGCGUGGAUCCCGUCGAGGAGAUGAUCUUCUUCUGGAAUGGUCAUAGCCGUAUGACCGAAGCCCAGCUCGAGGAAUCCCUUUCUCGACUAGCAUGGUGCGAGAGCGAUGCUAACGCGACGUGGUCUCGCGAGGGACCUGAGGAGAAAGCCAUUCUUGAUCUCAUCCGAGCUGCUGUUCAUCGAUCUCUGCACAAUUAUGACAAGGCCAAGCAGAUUCUCAAGACUGGCGUGUUGAACCACGACAAGGCGGUCUUCAAGGGGAACCUCAAGGAUGAUUGGGUUCUCCCGGCUGCGCACUUUGAAAUGGCUGCCAAUCUCUGGAUGGAACGCCCGACCUACCAGGCUCUACAUGGGUUGUCUGAUCAAGCGUCCACGGACUCUGGCGAGAAGAAGCCGUUGAAUGAGAACGAGCAGGUUCGCGAGUGUAAAGAGUAUCUGGAACACGCUGCUCGGUGGGAAAGCUACGAACUGGAUGCUCGUAUUGGAUUGAAGGUCACAGCUGCGAUCGAGGCAGUGAACAAAUGGGAGAGCAUGCCCUGA
Molecule: messenger RNA, 1875 nt
Organism: Penicillium maclennaniae
Lineage: Eukaryota; Fungi; Ascomycota; Eurotiomycetes; Eurotiales; Aspergillaceae
Exons: 6
Coding region: 1-1875 (624 amino acids)
Cellular component (GO): cytosol; nucleus; mitochondrial outer membrane
Source: RefSeq, a predicted model, not a curated record